Aureobasidium melanogenum CBS 110374 is the source of this 4614-nucleotide messenger RNA. RefSeq lists its product as uncharacterized. The record is from RefSeq and is a predicted model, not a curated record. The coding region runs from base 1 to 4614 and encodes 1537 amino acids. Lineage: Eukaryota; Fungi; Ascomycota; Dothideomycetes; Dothideales; Saccotheciaceae. Gene Ontology annotation, molecular function: ATP hydrolysis activity; ABC-type transporter activity; ATP binding. Gene Ontology annotation, cellular component: membrane. Gene Ontology annotation, biological process: transmembrane transport. The transcript has 4 exons.
AUGUGGGGCAGCGGUGUAGUUGACGACCCGCGCAUCGUUCGCCUUGACAGUCAAGGAGGACAAAAUGCCUGGCACAAUCCCGCCGAGCCUCGCGCUGAACGAUUGCACCAAGAUGCGGACACCCAUUCAUCCAGCUCAGAAGACGUAGACCGCAGCGGUACCUGGGGCGAACACGAUGCAGGCAUCCCUAAUGAAGUUAUGGCUAUGGAGGAUUUCAGAGCUCUGAGAAGAGAGCUCACCAACCGAUCGAAAGCCAGCGGACGUCAAUCACUAGGCCGAAAACAAUCAUCCAGGAGACAGAGCACGGUCAAUGAUGCUGAUGACGAAGAAUCCGAAGUUGGAGGAAACACCGAGGCUCAGGGCAAGGACGAGGAUGACUUCGAACUCGAUGAGUUCAUGAGAGAGGGCCAUCUCGGUCAGCGCAAGGGCGACAAGUCAGCCAAGAAGGUUGGUGUUGUAUACAAGAACCUGACCGUCAAGGGUGUUGGAGCUGGCGCAACCUUCGUCCGCACCUUGCCUGACGCCAUCUUGGGUACAUUCGGACCGGAUCUUUACCACAUACUCUCCAGAUUCAUUCCCUUCCUCCGCCGCAAGAACGGCGACCUGAAGACACUGAUCAACGACUUCUCGGGUGUGGUAAGAGACGGAGAGAUGAUGCUGGUUCUAGGCAGGCCUGGUGCCGGCUGCACGACCUUCCUCAAGACUAUUGCCAACAACCGCGAAGGCUAUGCACAAGUCGACGGUGAAGUUUCGUACGGUGGCAUCCCAGCAGAAAAGCAGAGGAAAAUUUAUCGUGGAGAGGUCAACUACAACAUGGAGGACGACAUUCAUUUCGCUUCCCUUACCGUGUGGCAAACAUUCAUGUUCGCUCUCCUCACAAAAACCAAAAAGAAGGCUAGCGGAGACAUUCCUCUCAUCGCUGAAGCUCUGAUGAAGAUGUUCGGAAUCAGCCACACUGCUCGCACGCUGGUUGGAGAUGAGUACACGAGAGGUGUCUCAGGAGGUGAGCGAAAGCGUGUUUCGAUUGCCGAAACCCUUGCAUCAAAGAGUACUGUUGUCUGUUGGGACAAUUCAACUCGCGGUCUCGAUGCUUCGACGGCUUUGGAUUACGCCAAGUCUCUUCGCAUCAUGACCGAUGUCAGCAACAGAACCACAUUGGUGACCCUUUACCAGGCAGGUCAAGGGAUUUACGAUCUGAUGGACAAGGUCUUGGUCAUUGACCAAGGUCGCUGUAUCUUCACUGGCCCUGCUGCAGCUGCCAAGCAGUAUUUCAUUGAUUUAGGUUUCGAAUGUCCUGAGAGACAAACUACUGCCGACUUCUUGACUGCCAUCACUGACCCUGUGGAGAGAAAAUUCAGACCAGGCUGUGAGGCCAGUACGCCCAAGACUCCUGUGGAACUCGAACGUGCUUUCCGUGAAUCAUCAUUCUACACCCGGAACCUGCAAGAUGUUGAAGCUUAUGAACAACACCUCGAGCAAACCAACCACCAAGACGCUAAAGAGUUUGAGGAGACCGUCCAGGCCGGUAAAUCCAAGACUGUCACCAAGAAAUCGCCAUACACUGUCAGUUUCAUUCGCCAAGUGCUUGCUUGCACCAAGCGUGAGUUUUGGCUUCUAUGGGGAGACCCGACCACCCUGUGGACCAAGGUGUUCAUUAUCAUUUCGAACGGUCUUAUCGUCGGUUCUCUCUUCUAUGGAGAAUCCUUGAACACCAGCGGCGCUUUCUCUCGCGGAGGUGCCAUCUUCUUCUCUAUCCUCUUCCUUGGCUGGCUGCAACUCACUGAAUUGAUGAAGGCAGUCAGUGGACGUGCCGUUGUCGCUCGCCAGAAGGAAUACGCUUUCUACCGCCCCUCUGCUGUCAGUGCUGCCCGUGUGGUUGCUGAUCUACCAGUCAUUCUGGUUCAAGUCUGUCUUUUUACAAUCAUCAUGUAUUUCAUGACUGGCCUGGACGUUAAUGCUGGCAAGUUCUGGAUCUACUUCCUCUUCGUCUACGUCAACACUAUCUGUAUCACCGCACUUUAUCGUAUGUUCGCAAGUUUGUCACCGACUAUUGAUGAUGCUGUUCGUUUCUCUGGUAUCGCCCUCAACUUGCUCAUCAUCUACACUGGUUAUGUUAUCCCUAAGACUCAAUUGCUCGGCGAUUACAUCUGGUUCGGUUGGAUCUACUACAUCAAUCCCAUUGCAUACUCCUUCGAGGCUGUGUUGACCAACGAGUUUUCCGGCCGCACUAUGCAAUGUGCCCCGAGUAAUUUGGUCCCUCAAGGCCCCGGUAUUGAUCCUGCGUUCCAGGGAUGUACCUUGACUGGUGCAGCAGUCAACGCUCACACUGUCAGUGGUUCCGCCUAUCUCGAACAGCAAUACACCUAUACGCGCGCCCACCUCUGGCGUAACUUUGGUGUCGUCAUUGCCUAUACCGUUCUUUACUUGCUCGUCACCAUCGCCGCUACUGAACUUUUCAGCUUCGUCGGUGGUGGUGGUGGUGCUCUGGUUUUCAAGAAGUCUAGAAAGGCGAAGCAGCAGGUCAAGGCAGCAAGUCCCGCGGACGAGGAGAAGAUCGAAUCCGAUAGUGAUACUGCUGUUGGCGGAUCAACUGGCGAAAAGGAAGAACAAGAAGCUUUGGACUCUAUUGCGAAGAGUGAAAGUAUUUUCACCUGGAGAGACGUCGAAUACACAGUCCCGUACAACGGUGGCGAGCGUAAGCUGCUCAACAAGGUCAACGGAUAUGCUAAACCUGGUCUCAUGAUUGCCUUGAUGGGUGCUUCUGGUGCUGGAAAGACAACUCUGCUCAACACUCUCAGUCAGAGACAGAAGAUGGGUGUCGUCCAGGGUGAAAUGUUCGUUGACGGCAGACCUCUCGGUAAAGAGUUCCAGCGUAACACCGGAUUUUGUGAACAGAUGGAUCUUCACGACGGCACUGCCACCAUCAGAGAAGCACUCGAGUUCUCUGCUAUUCUCCGUCAGGAUCGUAAGGUGCCUCGUGCUGAGAAGAUUGCAUACGUCGACAAGGUUAUCGACUUGCUUGAACUCAAUGACAUGCAGGAUGCCAUCAUCUCUUCCCUUGGCGUCGAGCAACGUAAGCGUCUGACUAUUGGUGUCGAACUUGCUGCCAAACCCUCGCUACUCCUCUUCCUCGACGAGCCCACAUCUGGUCUUGAUUCGCAAAGUGCAUACAGCAUUAUUCGUUUCUUGAAGAAAUUGACUGCCGCUGGUCAAGCUAUUGUCUGUACCAUCCAUCAGCCCUCGUCUGUCCUGAUCCAGCAAUUCGACAUGGUUCUCGCUCUCAACCCCGGAGGCAACACGUUCUACUUUGGUCCUAUCGGAGAGAACGGAAAGGACGUUAUUGAGUACUUUGGUGCUCGUGGCGUAAAGUGCCCUCCAGCAAAGAACGUAGCAGAGUUCCUUCUCGAAACCGCCAUCAAGCCUAAAAAGCGAGCAGACGGAACAAAGAUCGACUGGAAUGAAGAAUGGCGCAACAGCAAGGAGGCUCAGGCAGUCAUUGAUGAAAUCGAUGGACUCAAGCGUAUGAGGAGCAAGUCAGUCCACGAAUCGCAAUCAGAAGACGAAGCUACCGAGUUCGCCGCUCCCGUUUGGCUGCAAACUACCAUGCUCACCAAGCGUGUCUUCACCCAAUACUGGCGCGACCCUUCAUACCUCUAUGGCAAACUGUUUGUCGCAGUCAUUAUCGGUAUCUUUAACGGUUUCACCUUCUGGCAGCUCGGCAACUCCAUCCAAGAUAUGCAGAACCGCAUGUUCACGGCUUUCCUCAUCUUGACCAUCCCUCCCACCAUCGUCAAUGCUGUCGUCCCGAAGUUCUAUCAAAACAUGGCACUCUGGAUGGCCAGAGAAUUACCAUCGCGUAUCUACGGUUGGUUCGCUUUCAGUACUGCCAUGGUUGUUGCCGAAAUCCCUAUCGCGGUCGUCAGUGCUGUCAUAUACUGGGUUCUAUGGUACUGGCCAUCUGGACUGCCAACUGACAGUUCUACUGCUGGUUAUGUCUUCUUCAUGGUACUCUUGUUCUUUUGGUUCCAGGCAUCGUGGGGCCAGUGGAUUUGCGCGUUCGCACCCAGUUUCACCGUCAUCUCGAAUGUUUUACCCUUCUUCUUCGUCAUGUUCUCGCUUUUCAACGGUGUCGUACGACCCUACGCCUCGCUCCCUGUCUUUUGGCGCUACUGGAUGUACUACCUUAAUCCCUCCACAUACUGGAUCAGUGGUGUCCUCGCCAAAACUCUCGAUGGCAUCCGCGUCGAAUGCACGCCUAGCGAAACAGCCAUGUUCAAUGUUCCUGGUGGCCAAACCUGCCAGUCAUAUGCCGGUGCCUUUGCAGCCUCGUCAGGCGGUUACCUCCUCAACCCUGAUGCUACCGCCGAUUGCCAGUACUGUCCCUAUCAGUCCGGCAAUGGCUACCUCUCCACCCUCAACAUCAAGGCCAGCCAGGCAUGGAGAGAUCUCGGUAUCUUCUGCAUCUUUGUUGUCUCCAACUGGGUUCUGGUCUACUUCUUCAUCUACACUGUCCGUAUCAAGGGCUGGAGCUUUGGCUUUGGCAAGCUCUUUGGUGCCUUGGGUAGCUUGGUUGGGGUUAUCAAGAAGCCUUUCCAGAGCAAGAAGAAGGAGUAA